Messenger RNA from Ambispora leptoticha, 264 nucleotides. The record is from the annotation of a GenBank genome assembly. Lineage: Eukaryota; Fungi; Glomeromycota; Glomeromycetes; Archaeosporales; Ambisporaceae.
AUGAAUAAUAACAAUCCUCUCCAAAUUACACCCGUCACUGGCUUCAAUGCUCACCACAGCCAUUACGCAGUGACAAAACAGCGACACUACGCCGCUUUAAACUUGCAACUUGAGCAUCUUCAAGUUAACAUGGCGAAACUGGAAAAACAUGUCGAAACCACCGCGGAACGGUUGAGAAUGAUUGAGAACUUUGGGAUUGCGCAAGGAGCUUUAUUCAUGGCAUCUAAUCGAGUUUUAGGACCACGAGAGAGUAAUGAUUUAUAG